Dufourea novaeangliae is the source of this 507-nucleotide messenger RNA. It is a transcript of the gene mtSSB, whose product is annotated as single-stranded DNA-binding protein, mitochondrial. Gene Ontology annotation, cellular component: mitochondrial nucleoid. NCBI's taxonomy places the organism in Eukaryota, Metazoa, Arthropoda, Insecta, Hymenoptera, Halictidae. The transcript has 4 exons. Gene Ontology annotation, biological process: positive regulation of helicase activity; mitochondrial DNA replication. The coding region runs from base 70 to 483 and encodes 137 amino acids. Gene Ontology annotation, molecular function: single-stranded DNA binding. The record is from RefSeq and is a predicted model, not a curated record.
ACUAGUACGGCGUAUACCAUUGUUAACAUUGUAGUUAAUCAGUUUUAUAGUCAGUAAAUAAACACAAACAUGUUUCGAAAUGUUAUACCGAGAGCAAUGCAAAGUAUUUCAGGAAUUAAUAUUAGAGGAAUGUGCUCAGAUGUUAAAUUGGAAAAAACAAUUAACCAAGUGACUUUAUUAGGAAGAGUUGGAAGUGAACCGCAAAAAAAGGGAAAUAAUGAACAUCCUGUUGUUAUGUUUUCUCUAGCAACGCAUAGCAAUUAUAAAUAUGGUAAUGGGGAUUUUGUGCAACGAACGGACUGGCAUAGGAUAUGCAUUUUUAAACCAAGUCUUCGUGAAACUGUGCUCAACUAUUUAAAAAGAGGUCAAAGAAUACUGGUCAUUGGAAAGAUAAACUAUGGUGAAUUUAAGGACUUAGAAGGACAAACAAAAGCUAGUACAGCAGUGAUAGCGGAGGAGGUGGUCUUUUUCCAAAUGGCAUAACAAAAUCAAUGACUUUCUUAUUAG